AAUGCGCUUCCUUAUAAACACAGUUUGGCGCGGCAGUGUCAGUUCGAAACAGUUCCUGUAUCGGUGACGUGACUUUCUUAAAGCAAUACACGCACCGACACAGGGUUUUGUUCUACGAGCUCGACACAUCGGUGUUGCCGGACCCAUCACUAGUUAUCUAAACUUCGCUCACAACAAAACACGCUCACACGACCCUCGUCAGCCCAGGAAAGCGCAACACAGGCCAGCUAUGAGAUUUCAGCUCUAAUUGCCAGGAGUGGACAUUCAUUUUCUACAGGGGACUUUGUUAAAGAAUGCUUAUCCACGGCUGCAAAGCUAGUGUGUCCCGCUCAGGCAAGAGCUUUCUCCCAGAUCAGCCUCUCAGCUAAUUAUUACGGAGAUGUUUGACCACAUAAAGGCCUUUCAGAGAAAACUGCAGCUACUGUGUCGACAUCUGUCAGCAGGAAACCUGGCUCACUUCCCCAGUCUGAGAGAGGUAAACCUGGUACAACAGAAACUGUCUGAAUAUGCAACACUUGUCAGCAACCUAGACCUGGAGUUUGAAAUGCGCUUUCAGGACUUCAGGAAGAAUUCAGGUGACAUGGAGCUGUUUUCCCAACCCUUCAGCACAAGUGUGGACUGUGUCCCUGAUCACAAUCAGAUGGAGCUGAUUGAGUUUCAGUGCGAUUCAGAGCUGAGGAAUAAAUUCAUGUCACUGAAACUGAAGGACGUCUAUAUACAUGUCUCACCAGAACGGUACCCAAACAUUAGGAAGCAUGCACAGGUGAUGUUAUCUCUGUUUGGCAGCACCUACAUUUGUGAACAGACUUUCAGUGUAAUGAACCUUAACAAAACCAGGCUCAGAAGCACUCUGACUGAUCUACACCUGCAGGACGUUCUCACCCUCUGUUAGUCAGCUUCAGCCUGACAUUGAGAGGCUGGUCAAAGCCAAAGACCAGCUUCAUGUGUCUCACUAAUAGUGUCAAACUGCUGCUGUUUGCUGUUAAUAUGGACAUG
Molecule: messenger RNA, 996 nt
Organism: Monopterus albus (swamp eel)
Lineage: Eukaryota; Metazoa; Chordata; Actinopteri; Synbranchiformes; Synbranchidae
Product: general transcription factor II-I repeat domain-containing protein 2B-like
Exons: 2
Coding region: 380-892 (170 amino acids)
Molecular function (GO): protein dimerization activity
Source: RefSeq, a predicted model, not a curated record